GCAUCCACACUUCCCGUAAACAAAAAAAAACUAAGUUCUUCUACCCCUCUCAAAAAACUAAGUUCUCCACGUCUAGUUUAACAACCGCUCCUCCCCGCUGUCGCCGCCCACCUCCCCACCGGCCGCCGUCGCCGCCACCUUCUCCAGCCCGCGGAUGACUGCUCGACGAUAAAUCGACGCUUCCUGCAGCGAAUUUUGCUUCUGCAUCACCUUCACCAAUCGGACGGCUUCAGAAUUUCUGUUAUGGAGGUGCUCGAGAAAUUGCUUGAAAGAACUUUACUCUUAUUUUAACUUUGCUUCCUUCAUCAGCUUUGCUGUGUUCGUUCCUGACCAGGCUCCUCUCUCUUUGGAACGGAGCCCGUCGAAUUGCUCCGCGCCUUUUCAGCCAAAUCCUAAUUCUGUAUAUCAAACUGAACAUCUCUCUUAUUUCAGAUUUGUCGGCCGCGUGGUAGCCAAAGCAUUGUUUGAUGGACAAUUGCUAGAUGUAUAUUUUACUCGGUCCUUCUAUAAGCAUAUCCUUGGCGUGAAGGUAACCUAUAUAUCAUGAUAUUGAGGCUAUUGAUCCUGAUUACUAUAAAAUUUGAAAUAGAUGCUGGAGAAUGUUGUUAGUGACAUACCUGAUCUGACCUUUAGCAUGGAUGCGGAUGAAGUAAAGCAUAUUCUUUAUGAGAAAACAGAGGUUACUGAUUAUGAGCUCAAACCGGGAGGAAGAAAUAUUAGAGUGACAGAGGAGACGAAACAUGAAUAUGUAGACCUUGCUGCUGAUCAUAUCUUGACAAAUGCCAUCCGCCCCCAAAUAAAUUCGUUCCUUGAUGGUUUCAAUGAAUUAGUGCCACGGGAGCUUAUGUCUAUUUUCAAUGAUAAGGAGGUUGAAUUAUUAAUUAGUGGUCUUCUAGAGAUCGAUUUGGAUGAUCUGAAGUUCAACAAGGAAGAUAUGGCAAGAUUACUCCAAUUUGUAACAGGCACUUCAAAGGUGAUUCACCUGAAGCUGGAAUUGUUUUAAUUUAUCUAUUGCUACAGUUAACUUUAAUGGCAUUAUCUUGAGUUGUUUUAAACCACAUUCACACUUUGAAUGUUGCUUUACUUAGUGUCUAGGCUCUUAUUGAAUCCCCCCACCAAUUUGUUUCCUUAGGCAUACUCUACAAAGUGUUCAAUGUAUUGAUUUAGGGUUCUGUUAUGUUUCUUGGUUUAUAAAUUUCUGUGCCUGACAUUUUCAUUUUGAUGUGUUUAGAUGUGUUCAAAAUUUUGUAUAAUUUUCUUGGUAAGAAUGAUGAUGAAGGUAAAUUUGAUAUAUAUAUUUCUUUUGUUUUAUUUAUAUUUAGAGAUUUAGAUGAUUUUAUAUCUUAAAGUCGUCGUAUUUUAUUUUGCUCAUGUAGAUUCAAGCUAGUUGGAUGGUUGAUUUGUUGGACGAUUGGUGGUGAAUGAAGGCAUAAUUAGUUGGAGAUUGUAUUAAAGGUUUUUUUUAGUAUAUAAAUGAAGGCGUAAU
This is a messenger RNA of Salvia miltiorrhiza (redroot sage), 1486 nucleotides long. RefSeq names its product E3 ubiquitin-protein ligase UPL1-like. Gene Ontology annotation, molecular function: ubiquitin-protein transferase activity. The record is from RefSeq and is a predicted model, not a curated record. Lineage: Eukaryota; Viridiplantae; Streptophyta; Magnoliopsida; Lamiales; Lamiaceae. Bases 590 to 1003 code for a protein of 137 amino acids. The transcript is spliced from 7 exons. Gene Ontology annotation, biological process: protein polyubiquitination; proteasome-mediated ubiquitin-dependent protein catabolic process; positive regulation of protein catabolic process.